ACCCCCAGCUUUCCCGUCCUGAAAUCAGCUUCAUGGUCUUGCUAACAUUGAGAGCAAAAUUGCUGUUCUCACAACAUUCAAUCAAAUUAUCAAUCUCCCUCCUGUACUCUGGCUUGUUGUUGUUACCUGUUUUUCAUUAUACAACAGUGGUAUAGUCAGCAAAUUUAAUGAUGAUAUUAGAGCUGUGUCUAGCUACACAGUCAGGGGUAUAGUGAGUGUAGAGCAGGGGUCUGAGCACAAGAUCUUGAGGUGUUCCAUGUUAUAUGGUUAUAUGUUAUAUGGUUAUAUGUUGAUUAUCGAGGAGGAUUUGUUUCCAAAUCGUAUCAAUUGUGGUCUGCGAAUGAGGAAGUCGGGGUCCAAUUAGUCAAAUUUAUUUGUCAUAUGCACCAUAUUACAUAGGGACGAGCAGAGACCCAGUUCUCUGAGUUUGAUAAGUUUGGAUGGAAAGUAUACUGUUGAAGGCCGAGCUGUAGUUGAUGAAUAACAAACUGAGUCAAUCUACUUGAAGUCCAGAACAAGGGGUCACAGUUUAAGGAUAAGGGGGAAAUCUUUUAGGACCGAGAUGAGAAAAACAUUUUUUUUCACAGAGAGUGGUGAAUCUCUGGAAUUCUCUGCCACAGAAGGUAGUUGAGGCCAGUUCAUUGGCUAUAUUUAAGAGGGAGUUAGAUGUUGCCCUUGUGGCUAAAGGAAUCAGGGGGUAUGGAGAGAAGGCAGGUACAGAAUACCGAGUUGGAUGAUCAGCCAUGAUCAUAUUGAAUGGUGGUGCAGGCUCGAAGGUCCGAAUGGCCUACUCCUGCACCUAUUUUCUAUGUUUCUAUGUUACUUACUGUUUGAUAGGAGACCUAAAGACCGGAUUGUAAACCAAACCGGAAUGGCACAAUGGAGGUUGCUACAACAAGGAAGAGAUAUUCAGACAAAACGAAUGAAGACUCUCACUUUUAUGUUGCGUAAUCUGAUGUACAUAUGAGAAACCCAUAACAGUCUGGUAACAGUCACAAGUCCCAUGAGACCGUUUGUGCUGAAACAGUGGUUUUGGAUGGGGAACGAAAGACUGUGGAAUUUACCUCGGCGACCAAGUAAGAAAGAAGCUGGAUACUAUAUGAAGGGGUAAAGUAAGGUUAUUAUCAUCCAAGCAUGGAUUUGGUUGGAAAAGACGAAUCACCUUCAGCCUCAGCAGAUGGAGAAGGAGAGGCAAAGCCAGACCAAAAAAGUCACUUGCCUCCAAAACUGUUGGCUAAAAUCGAGCGAAACCGGCAAAGAGCACUGCUUCUGAGACAAGCCAGAUUGGCAAGCAGGCCUUACACUCCCGUUGGUACAAGUAACAAUAUUACAAAGCCAGCACACAAAGUAGUAGAUACAGGAGGAGGGUUCUUUCUGGAAGAGGAGGAGGAUGAGAUACAAGAAGUGAAUAAAGUCAUACAUCAGCCAGGACCUUUCAUGGAAUUUGAUUACUUAUUAUGUGAAGAAUGUGGUAAAGAGUUCAUGGAUUCCUUUCUGAGCAGUCACUUUGAUCUUCCUGUCUGUGACAACUGCAGAGAUAAUGAAGAGAAACACAAACUUAUCACUCGAACGGAGGCCAAGCAGGAAUUUCUGUUGAAGGACUGCGACCUGGACCAAAGAACUCCUGUACUCAAAUUUACUCUGAGGAAAAAUCCACAUAACAUUCAAUGGGGUGAAAUGAAACUUUACCUGAGGUUGCAGAUAGUAAAACGGUCCCUAGACGUGUGGGGUAGUGACGAGGCUGUGCAGCAGGCUAAAGAAACAAGGCAGGAGAACAGAGAGAAAAUGAAGCAAAAGAAAUUUAAUAAAAAAGUGAAAGAGCUUCGCCGAGCCGUGAGGAGUAGCCUGUGGAAAAAGGAAUCUGCCUCGCAUCAACACGUGUAUGGGCCUGAAGUAUACCUCGAGGAGGAAGAUGAGUAUAAGAAAACUUGUGCAACAUGUGGCCACCAAUUAAUUUAUGAAAAAAUGUGACUUGAUCUAAUGGCUCCUGUAUAGAAUGUAGAUUUGUCACUUCAAGAAUUGUAUAUAGUUUAUUUUUAAUAAAUCAAUUUGUGCAGA
Molecule: messenger RNA, 2058 nt
Organism: Leucoraja erinaceus (little skate)
Lineage: Eukaryota; Metazoa; Chordata; Chondrichthyes; Rajiformes; Rajidae
Gene: xpa
Product: xeroderma pigmentosum, complementation group A
Exons: 8
Coding region: 1135-1971 (278 amino acids)
Biological process (GO): base-excision repair; UV-damage excision repair; nucleotide-excision repair, DNA damage recognition
Cellular component (GO): nucleotide-excision repair factor 1 complex
Molecular function (GO): damaged DNA binding
Source: RefSeq, a predicted model, not a curated record